AAGCCUACUAGAACCCUGUGCUGCCAGAGCCCUACCCAGAGACUAGAGAAGAGGGUCGAGAUGGUUCCUGCUUGUGCUCAGCUCCUCUUCGCUGCCAUCUUGUGGUCAAUGCCUUACACUGGAGCUGCUGCUGUGCGGACCAUAUCCAAAUCCAACCAGACCGACCUUCUCCACCUAACCAGACCUGGCUUCGAUGCAGACCCUGACUCUGACUGGAGUAAUCUGAAUCUUACCAGCAUCAACGUGCCUCGUAGCCGAAGGAGGCGAGCCAUCUCUUCCAGAGAAAUGAAUUCCUUGUUGGAUUAUCACAACCGUGUCCGCUCCCAGGUCUUCCCUCAAGCUGCCAAUAUGGAGAUCAUGGUGAGGCCCCUGCAUCUACUGAACCAGGGGAGGAAAACAAGGGACUGCUCCUCUGUCACAUUCUAUGGCUGGGCUUACUAACACUCAAUCAAAUCUGAAACAUAACUGUGGUGUUUUUGCUCUACGCUAGAGUUAGAUUUGACAUUUUAGAAUUCAUUUUUUUUCUAAAUGUUUAAUUAUGUAUAUUUAUUGAAUAAGUCAAACCUCACAUAGGUAAGUACAGACAUAAUCAAACAUAAUGUGACAAAGAGUCGCUAGAAAGAUAGGACCAGUGAAUAUCUGUAAAGCCUUCCUUAUGCCAGGGACAGGGGCAGGGUGAAUGUAUUUUUAUUUUUAUUUAAUCUUUGAAAAGUGUUGAACAGCUGCUCUCUCUCUCUUUCUCUCUCUCCAUGCUUUAGGUGUGGGAUGAGCAACUGGCUAAAUCAGCAGAUUCCUGGGCUUCCCGCUGCAUAUGGGAUCAUGGACCGUCACAGACCAUGAGAUAUAUGGGCCAGAACCUGUCCAUCAACUCUGGCAGGUAUUGUUGAACUGCCCCUAUUCUUUCCAUGUUUACAACGAUUUUGUAUUGCUGUUGUUUAUGUGAUUGUUGGAGAUCUGGUGUGUUUUUUGUUCAACCAUGACUGUUAUAGGAACACUAUCUAACGGUACAGUAUAUCUGGUAAAAUAUGAAGUAGGGUGGUAUUUUAAGAAACAUAAAACGCUGAAAGGUCUCUUCCUUCUCCUAGAUACCAGUCAAUCAUUGAGCUGGUGAGGUCCUGGCAGGAUGAGAAAUACUCCUUCUCUUAUCCCAACACAUGCAGUGGACCAGUUUGUUCCCACUAUACACAGGUGUGUAGCUUAGAUAUUGCACUAAAUGCGAAUAUACAGAUGUAGGAUCUUAAUUUGAGCCAGUUUGCUACAGCAGGAAAAUAAUCCUGCAGCAACAGGAAAUGUGAAUUAUUGUGUGGAUUAUAAUUAAUGGAUAUUUUUGUAGGGGUUGAUACAUUUUUUGUUAGGGCAAAUCAAGUCUGAAAUUUCUAAAUGGAAAUUACAAACUUUAAAAGCCUUUUAAAAAAACAAAUAUAUCCAACAAAAGAGUGAUCAAAUUAAGAUCCUACUUCUUUAUUGUGAUAUGUACUAUACAUGGUCUUCUAUUUACAGAAGAUAAGUGCUUUGCUGGUACAGUUUAUAUUUGUAUUAGUAAGAAAUUGGGUGACUGUGUGUGAGAACUGUCUGUGAUUGAUCAUGUUGACCAUGAGAACUACACAUUACAUCAACAAAUUUCAGAUGGUCUGGGCCAAUACCAAUAGGAUGGGAUGUGCCAUCAACAAAUGCUCAAACAUGAAUGUGUACGGGAGCUCUUGGAGGACAGCAGUGUUCCUGGUUUGCAACUACUCUAUCAAGUAAGUACACACAUCUCUGUUCAUGGCAAGAGCAAGCCAUCUUGUUAUAAUGAACACAUAUACAUUUACAGUACAUACCCAAUAUUGAUUAAUACAUUCCUUUUUUAUUGUAUGAGCUAGACUCAUCAGAGCCUUAUAUUUAAUGUAAUAUCCUUUAUAAUGACAGGAAACAAACAAGCAAACAAGAUUAGCAGUUAACCAUGUUUUAUUGCUCUUCCAGAGGGAACUGGGUUGGAGAGGCUCCCUAUAAGAGUGGCAAACCGUGCUCUGCCUGUCCAUCAAAAUAUGGAGGUUCAUGUAACAGAAACCAGUGUUCCUUCAGUGGUUCAAAAGCCAAAGCCAAGAAAAGAAAA
Coregonus sp. 'balchen' is the source of this 2095-nucleotide messenger RNA. The record is from the annotation of a GenBank genome assembly. Lineage: Eukaryota; Metazoa; Chordata; Actinopteri; Salmoniformes; Salmonidae.